ACGCCCCUGCGUCAGCGCGCUCAGCGCCGUCAGCGGCGUGUUAGCCGGCGGCGCGGCUGUGAGGAAAAUGGCUGCGUCUUCGAGUGGUGAGAGGGAGAAAGAGAGGCUGGGAGGCGGCUUGGGAGUGGCGAGUGGUAACAGCACACGAGAGCGGCUGCUGUCUGCGCUUGAGGAUUUGGAGGUCCUGUCUAGGGAACUUAUAGAAAUGCUGGCAAUUUCAAGAAACCAGAAGUUGUUACAGGCUGGAGAGGAAAACCAGGUCCUGGAGUUGUUAAUUCACCGAGAUGGGGAAUUUCAAGAACUAAUGAAAUUGGCACUUAAUCAGGGAAAAAUUCAUCAUGAAAUGCAAGUUUUAGAAAAAGAAGUAGAGAAGAGAGACAGUGAUAUUCAGCAACUACAAAAACAGCUAAAGGAAGCAGAACAGAUACUGGCAACAGCUGUUUACCAAGCAAAGGAGAAACUCAAGUCAAUAGAAAAAGCAAGAAAAGGUGCUAUCUCCUCUGAAGAAAUAAUUAAGUAUGCACAUAGGAUCAGUGCAAGUAAUGCUGUAUGUGCUCCACUGACCUGGGUUCCAGGGGACCCCCGGAGACCGUACCCAACUGAUUUAGAGAUGAGAAGUGGGUUACUGGGUCAGAUGAACAAUCCUUCCACUAAUGGUGUGAAUGGCCAUUUACCGGGAGAUGCACUCGCAGCAGGAAGAUUGCCAGAUGUCCUUGCUCCACAGUAUCCAUGGCAGUCAAAUGAUAUGUCGAUGAAUAUGUUACCACCAAAUCAUAGUAGUGACUUUUUGUUGGAACCUCCUGGGCAUAAUAAAGAAAAUGAAGAUGAUGUAGAGAUUAUGUCAACGGACUCCUCAAGCAGUAGUAGUGAGUCUGAUUGAAAAACCGUAAAAGACAAUAUACAGAAUUGAAUACUGUAGAAUUCCAUUUCUUUAACAGUAGCAGGGAAAUGUAAACCAUGGGUGACAAAGAAUAACCAGGUAAAUACUGGCUUUGGUAGAAUUGUGCAGCUAUUGAAAGUCAAAGUGAACUUUCUUUUUAAAGCCAAAGAUUAUAGUUUUAGUUUUAAGCCACUAGGUAGAUAUUUAGGGGAAUAGUCAACAUUUACUGUUGAAAAGAGAAAGCAGUUGCUAUGUGCUGUCUUACCCUGUUCUGUUCCAGUUUUGCUGGAUUUGUACGUAGCUGUUCUAGAAAUAGAGUUGAGGGAAAUGAUCCAUGUACGUAUAGGCUUCUUGGAAUUUAGAAAAGCAUUUUUAAGCUGGCAGUGGAUGACUGAAUAGGCAUCUUAUUUCUUUUUGUGUGUCAUUUAAAAGUAACAAAAACUCCCAUUUGACAGUAAAGGCUCUUGGCUUCUGUUGGAGGAAUGGGAAAUUAUCUCAAUUUGUACAGUUUGUAAUUAUUGUAAUUUUUGUAAAUAAAUUUGUUUGUACAUUGUAUGCUUUUUUUUUUUUUUUAGUUGAAAUAUACUGUCAGUGUAGGUAGGAAAUUAUUUCUGUAACUCCAGUUGCAUUUUAUAAUACUUAAGUGACUAACUGAACUGAAACCUAUUACAAGUAAUAGGUUUCUCAAAGGCCCACAUUCCUAUUAGAAGAAAUAAUUUUUUUUUAAUAAUUGAAAAACCUUACCACAGCCUUGUCUGAUUUUAAGAAUAGAUUGUGUGAAAAGAUUUAGAAUGGAAAGCAACCAUUUCUUCCCUUCACCUUCCUCCUCUUGCAGUUCCUCAGGAGUCACUUUUAACCACUUCUGAUUUCUGGUGGUAACCUCUGUAUUUAAGUAAUAUGCUUAUACAAUUAUUUCUUGAUGUAUCAGUUUUAGACAAUGUAUCUUCUGAUUUCAAAGGUAAUACAACAUUUAAUGUGAAACAUUUAGUGAAUACAGUAAAGCACAAAGGAGAAAAUAAAAUUGUUAGCAUUCUACCCA
Molecule: messenger RNA, 1919 nt
Organism: Piliocolobus tephrosceles (Ugandan red Colobus)
Lineage: Eukaryota; Metazoa; Chordata; Mammalia; Primates; Cercopithecidae
Gene: MED4
Product: mediator complex subunit 4
Exons: 7
Coding region: 68-880 (270 amino acids)
Biological process (GO): regulation of transcription by RNA polymerase II
Cellular component (GO): mediator complex; core mediator complex
Molecular function (GO): transcription coregulator activity
Source: RefSeq, a predicted model, not a curated record